ACCCGGCAGAUGCUUGGCAGGCAUGCUAAGUGAUGGCGCCUGGCCAAAAAGCAGGCGUCUUAGUUGUUUUCAUACACCUUUCAUUCAUAUUAUGCACAUAUGUACAUACUUAUUAUUACACGGUCUUGUUGGAAGUCGCGUCGAUUCAAAUAGUAACGAACAGAGCUGCCAAGUUGUUUUUUACACACAUGCUCACUGGUUAAGCGUGCGUCAGCUGCCAUGCACAUACACAACCGUUGCCGCUAUUUGGCGCUCUUCCUGUUCUCUUCCCUCUCGCUCUCUCUCCUCUUUUUUCCAGAGCCAGAGCGCUCGCUCCGAUCAGAGUCAAAACAAGACGAUUCAGUCGUUUUACUGCUGCGCGCGCAGACGGUUACUCGCACGCAGAACGUACAGUGUCUUUCGACGUAGGUGUGUCAGCUUAGUGCGCUUGUGUAAGUCCCAUCCAAAAAGUCGCCCAUCCAUCAGAAAGAUGUCAUAUAGCGCGGAGCGUGCGCUUUCCUAUUUCUAUCCCUUUAUCAUUCUGACUUCGCUGAUCUGCUGCAUCACCUCGGCAGUAGCCUGGACACAUUGGCGCUAUGUGCUGAACGCCUGCCCAGACACCAACUGCGGCUGUGUGUUGCACGGCCGCACCACCUACAACAGCUUCGAGGGCGGCAACAUAGCGUAUUGCCACUAUGCCACCUAUGGACUUAUUCUACCGCUGAUCUUUGCCGUGGUGCUGGGCGUGUAUCAUGGCUAUCGCAUGUGCAUUGGCAAGGGUAAACGGAAGGCUGGCACCACAACCAUUCGACAGCGCUCUGGUGACAUGGUCGUGGUGACCACCGAGUCCGAACUGACGCCCGAUAGCCUCUCGCCCUACUACUGGCUACCUGCCACGGUUAUAUCGGUCAUUAUGGCCGUUUACCAGCUGAUCUAUGCUGCCAUAUUUACCGAUGGCUUUGAGGUCACCUGCAAACAGUAUCGCGAGUCCUUGCUCAAGGAAAUUCAAGGCGUUGGCAAUAUUGUGCCCGUGAUCAAGGCGCGUCUGUCCUGUGCAGCGGUUUUUGAUUUUAUGGACUAUCUGGUGGAGAGCAUUUCAUAUGAGCGUCGUCGUUACGGACGCAUCAAUACCGCUGCUUGCUUGUACUUUACCCUCGUCCUCGCCUGGUUUGCGCUUUUCGCCUGGAUUGCCAUAUGCGUUAUCAAUAUUGUUAACUUACGCCGUACCCGUGCCGCUCGAGUCUAAAAUGCGAACAAAAUGAAAACGAAACAAAUGUAUUCCACUGCACAUUCACCUUAUCAUUAAUCAUAGAGAGCACAUUACACGCCACUUAUUUAUAAGUUCUUAAAUAAUAACGUCCACGGCAUAGUUUGCCGCUAUUUACAAGUUGUACAAAUAAAUGUAUGAACAAUU
Messenger RNA from Drosophila novamexicana, 1393 nucleotides. RefSeq lists its product as uncharacterized. The transcript is spliced from 4 exons. The record is from RefSeq and is a predicted model, not a curated record. NCBI's taxonomy places the organism in Eukaryota, Metazoa, Arthropoda, Insecta, Diptera, Drosophilidae. The coding region runs from base 23 to 1225 and encodes 400 amino acids.